UCAGUUGUAAAAAGUGCGCCACGCGCAACGGAUUAUCGAAAUUAUUUAUAGAAAAUUUGCAUUGUUGUAGAAGUUUUAUAACUAAAGUGCAAUAUUCAAAUAUGCGUAUCGUUUCCCAUUUAAUGUCGGUGCUUCUGGCUUUGUGCAUUGGGUUAAAUUUGAAUGCGGUAAAUGGCCAGUUUUGGAAACUGAAUAGCCCAAGUGAGCGAGACCUGUUCAUUUUGGAGACGAAAUCUUUGAUGCCAUCCGGGAUAUGCUAUAAAGAAGUGCUCAGCGAAGCCAACGAACCCACUUUAAAAAUGCAAACCAUCUCGUAUUGUUGCCCUGGUUAUCGACGUAACGCUCACUCCUCGUCGGUGCACUGUGAGCCGAUUUGCACGGAGGAUUGCUCCAAUGGGAUUUGUACGGCGCCAGAUGUGUGUGAAUGUUACCCCGGAUAUACGCGCGCCGGUGGACGCUGUGAGGAAUUGUAGACGUAGAGGCAUUGACUUUGAACAAUAAAAGAGGAAUUUUU
Molecule: messenger RNA, 514 nt
Organism: Anastrepha obliqua
Lineage: Eukaryota; Metazoa; Arthropoda; Insecta; Diptera; Tephritidae
Product: platelet endothelial aggregation receptor 1
Exons: 2
Coding region: 102-473 (123 amino acids)
Source: RefSeq, a predicted model, not a curated record